Molecule: messenger RNA, 2215 nt
Organism: Nelumbo nucifera (sacred lotus)
Lineage: Eukaryota; Viridiplantae; Streptophyta; Magnoliopsida; Proteales; Nelumbonaceae
Biological process (GO): molybdate ion transport
Cellular component (GO): membrane
Molecular function (GO): molybdate ion transmembrane transporter activity
Source: RefSeq, a predicted model, not a curated record
ACCUGAACAAACAUGAUCUAACAAUCUUUCAAUUGCGGAGCCAUCUACACUGUCAAAAAAUCUGGAGUGGAGCCAACCUCUCACCAUUAUUCGAAUUCUUCCCCCUCGGACCUAGGUCGCUCUGCACUCUGCAAUCUCGAUUAUCAUUGGCGCGGUUUUCUUCAAUAGUUCUAUUUGACAUUGCAUCUUCUGAGGUUUUGAGAUCCAAACACCCUCAAUGGGGGUUGUGAUCGAGACCAUCGUGUGGGAACCAAAACCUCACUUGUAUAUCUUCCUCUUCUGCAUCUGUUUCCUCUCACUUUUCUUAACUCCGUAUUUCUCGAAGAACUCUAGCAGGAAAACCGGUUUUCUCGAACUUGGUACCGUUUCGACCUCGAUCCCAGCUUCAUUUCUUCGUUUCCAGAGAAGUUUUCUGCUCGUCUAUUCCCUUGCUUCAGUAAUGGAAGGUCUGGGAUCAGUCUUUGGGGAGUUUGAGUAUGCAUAUUAUGGUCUUAGCAAGGAGCAGAUGGUAGUAUCUCUAUGUAUUGGAUCCGCUGCUUCUCUUCUUGUCGGCACUUCAUUGGGCAUACUUUCUGAUGUGAUAGGUCAAAAGAAAGUCUGCCUGUUAUUUUGCAUCCUUCACCUUUUGAUUGGCAUCUGGAAGGCUGUUUUCACGCAUCCAAGUUUUUGGAUGACAAGCAUUUGUUUAUCUCUUGCUUCUUCAAUAUUUUCAUUUGGUUUUGAGUCAUGGAUGGUUGUUGAACAUGAUAAGGUAGGUCAUCGGAAGGAUUUAUUGAGCGACACCUUUUGGCUAAUGGCUUUUUACGAGUCUGUAUCUCUUAUUGGAAGCCAAGUGCUCACGAAUUGGCUGAUUGACAGUAAUGCUGAGAAAAGAAUUAUUUUUCCUUCCACUGCUGUUGUAUUCUUGGCAAUGAUGAGUAUUAUCUAUAUAGUUAAACUAUGGAAAGAAAGCCCACCAUUAGCAGCCAUCGAGGGGUACAAAGUGUCCUCUGUAUGUAUUCUUGGUGAUAAAAGGGUGUGGCUAUUGGUGUGGUCACAAGCAUGCCUUCAAUUCUCUGUUAUGGUCUUCUGGAUUCUAUGGGCACCGAUUAUAAUGGCUGAUGGACGAAAAGUAAAUCUAGGAAUGAUAUAUCCAUGUCUGUUGGGUGCAAGAAUGCUUGGAAGUACAACAGUUCCAUGGUUUUUUACUGGACCAUCACCAGUUCGAACUGAGGAUUGCCUGCUAUUUGCAUUCAUUACCACAGGUUUUGUCUUGUCUGCAGUAGCUUAUGAUUACCAGGAAAUCGGGUUCUUGGUAACCCUGUUUUGCUUAUUCCAUGUCUGUAUUGGCCUGAUUGUACCUUCACUAGCAAGAUUGAGGACCAUGUAUGUACCAAAUCACUUCCGUGGGGGGAUGAUAAGCCUGUCUGCUGCUUCUGCAAAUGCAGCAGUUCUGUUUGUUCUGGUCCAAGUGCGUGCCUUUUUAUCUAGAGGAACACUCGGGGAGAGGGGACAUAGAGGGGACAAAUGCAGCCCUACCUGUGCUGCAGAGAGGCUACUACAGGAACAUUGGGAAUGCAACAAUGAUGGCUUUUGCUGCUUUUGGUUUGUUCACUGCAGCUGGUUGCAUGCAUCUGCUGAAGCAGUGGGCGAAGCAAUCUCACCAUAACUGGCAUAGGUCGUAGUUUGUACUCUUCUACAGACUAAAUCUUCAUGCUAAAAUUGACCUGGAAUACUGGAUUCACACCCUCCUAUUGCUGUUAUCAUUCAUCAGAGGCUGAUGGAAAGCAGUGAGGUAAAGAGGUUUUCCCUGAAAUUUUUAGGGGAAAAAAAAUCGGCUACGGGCUACCUCAGUAAAACUUCCAUCCAAAUCCAAGUAGACGCAUGGAUGGCUUCAAACCUUUGGAGGGUAGGAUGAAUCAAAGCACGGUCAUCUGGGGAUGUAUUGUAGCAACUCUAGUUGAAGGGAUCCAGUGGUACAGAUAUUGCUAUGAUAUUGUUGGCCACAAAAAAUAUCUUGGUGCAACCAACAGCCACAAUAGUAUGGUAAGCUGUAUCUAAGCAUGUCGUCUCAGAUUCUGAAUGAACUUGUCAAGUAAAAUAGAGUUACCCAGUCGUGAUGAAUUCAAUUUACUCGUCUCAUUUAGUGGGAAGCACAAAAUUUUCGUCCUUGUAUUGAAAGUAUAUGAUUGGAAAUUUGGAAAUAGCAUUUUUCAAGGGGUCAUUUUUCUCUGAA